GCCAGGGGUGUGUCCUCAGGUUGGUCUGGAAUGAGAAGCCUUUGCUGCUUAAAGUCUCAUGUCAGCCUCCUGUGUUAGUUCUUCCCAAGUUCCUGUUCACUCUACAUAGCAGGUUUCUAGAUAUUCCUCAUGUCUUAAAGGGAAUUGCUUUCCUAAUGCACUUCAUCAGAACUGGCAACAUCCACAGAACCUGGGAGUCAGGAGAGGUCACAGACAAGGGAACUGCCCUUGUGUUUUAGGAAGGACAGUCUGGUGGCUGAGGGAAAGGACUGUGGAGGUGACCUGCAGGCAAGGAGACAAAGAGGCUGAUGUAAAAAUCCGAACAAGAAAAGAGACCUGUAAUCUCCAUCCCCCAAAAGGCACAGUUUCCGAAGGACGAACGCGUUCGAAGCAGGUGUCACCUUCCUGGGCUUUGGUUUGCUCCCAUCGUAACGGGACAGGGUACCGCUGGCGCAGCCAAUGGAGGCCGGCCUGUGGCUGGGGCGCUCCAAGGUUCCAGUGGUAAUCCAGGCCUGGAGUCUCCGGGCAAGCAGCCCGCGGCACACGUGGCCCCGCCCCUGCCUCCGCCCCGGUCCCGGAGUGGCUCCGGCGGGGGGCGGGGCCAGCGUGCUGCCUGCGCCAGGCUUUUUCCCGUUGGUAGGUGGUGGCUCGAGCCCGGAAGCCGACUGGGGCGGAGGCGGAGGCGGAGGCGCCUCGGGCCCGCCCGGGGUGCGGGGUUGUACUCUACUCGGCUCCCGGGCCCGUGCCGUGGCAGCCAUGCAGCCCCCGCCCCCCGGCCCACUGAGCGACUGUCUGCGGGACUGGGAGGAUCUGCAGCAUGACUUCCAGGGCAUCCAGGAGACCCACCGACUGUACCGCCUGAAGCUGGAGGAGCUGACCAAGCUGCAGAACAACUGCACCAGCUCCAUCACUCGGCAGAAGAAGCGGCUCCAGGAGCUGGCCCUUGUGCUGAAGAAAUGCAAACCCUCCCUACCGUCAGAAGCCAAGGAGGCUGCACAGGAGCUCGAGAACCAGAUGAAAGAGCGCCAAGGCCUCUUCUUUGACAUGGAAGCCUAUUUGCCCAAGAAGAAUGGGUUGUACCUGAGUCUGGUUCUGGGGAAUGUCAAUGUGACACUCCUGAGCAAGCAGGCUAAGUUUGCUUAUAAAGACGAGUAUGAGAAGUUCAAGCUCUACAUCACCAUCAUCCUCAUCCUCAUCUCCUUCACCUGCCGCUUCCUGCUCAACUCCAGGGUGACAGACGCUGCCUUCAACUUCCUGCUGGUCUGGUAUUACUGCACCCUGACCAUCCGUGAGAGCAUCCUCAUCAACAACGGCUCCCGGAUCAAAGGCUGGUGGGUCUUCCAUCACUACGUGUCCACCUUCCUGUCGGGAGUCAUGCUAAUGUGGCCUGAUGGUCCUAUGUACCAGAAAUUCCGGAACCAAUUUCUGUCCUUUUCCAUGUACCAGAGCUUCGUGCAGUUCCUCCAGUAUUACUACCAGAGUGGCUGCCUGGACCUCCUGCGGGCCUUGGGGGAGCGACACACCAUGGACCUCACUGUGGAGGGCUUCCAGUCCUGGAUGUGGCGGGGCCUCACCUUCCUGCUGCCUUUUCUUUUCUUUGGACACUUCUGGCAGCUUUUUAACGCACUGACACUGUUUAACCUGGCCCGGGACCCUCAGUGCAAGGAAUGGCAGGUGCUCAUGUGUGGCUUCCCCUUCCUCCUCCUCUUCCUUGGCAAUUUCUUCACCACCCUGCGGGUCGUGCACCAGAAAUUGCACAGUCAGCAGCACAGGAGCAAGAAAGAAUGAGGCUGGGCCUCUCCCUGCUGGCCCCAAAGGGGCUUCUGCAUCCCGUGUGUUGUGGAGGGGACAGGAGGCACUUGGGAUGUGAGUGUGUGUGUGCGUGUGUGCCUACAUGUGCGCAUCUGUCUCCUCUUCUCCCCUGGGUUUUGUGGGCUCUGUGGGCCCUAAGGAAGUCCUAGGCCUGUGUCCUAGCCUGCAAAGAGCUCAGGGCCAGGGGCCUCAAUAAAUGACUCACAGGUGGC
Tupaia belangeri chinensis (Chinese tree shrew) is the source of this 2024-nucleotide messenger RNA. RefSeq names its product transmembrane protein 120A (gene TMEM120A). The record is from RefSeq and is a predicted model, not a curated record. Gene Ontology annotation, biological process: fat cell differentiation. Gene Ontology annotation, cellular component: membrane. The transcript has 15 exons. NCBI's taxonomy places the organism in Eukaryota, Metazoa, Chordata, Mammalia, Scandentia, Tupaiidae. The coding region runs from base 460 to 1788 and encodes 442 amino acids.